Zingiber officinale is the source of this 681-nucleotide messenger RNA. RefSeq lists its product as uncharacterized. NCBI's taxonomy places the organism in Eukaryota, Viridiplantae, Streptophyta, Magnoliopsida, Zingiberales, Zingiberaceae. The record is from RefSeq and is a predicted model, not a curated record. Gene Ontology annotation, molecular function: protein dimerization activity. Bases 1 to 681 code for a protein of 226 amino acids. The transcript is spliced from 3 exons.
AUGGGUGAUGAUCCAACAGGAAAGAGUGAAGUUGAGUCUUUAGCAACACACGAUCUUGAAAAUUUUGAAUUCUUGGUUGGUUUGGGUCUUAUGUUGAAUUUUGAAGAAUAUAGAGAACAUGGAUUUGAAAAGGCUGUUAAUGAAGCUAAACAAAUGGCAAAUGAAUUGGGAAUUGAAGCUUCAUUCAAGGAAAAACGGUAUUAUUCUCUACAAAGCUGGUUUGAACAAUUUAAAAAAUAUGAAGAAACUUUUGGAUUUUUAUUCAGUUUGGAGAAAUUAAAGUGUGUUGAUGAUGAUAAUUUGUUAAGAUCUUGUGAAAAUCUUGAACAAUGUUUAAAGCAUAAUGGAAAUUCUGAUAUUGAUGGACAUGAGUUAUUCAUGGAGUUAACUCUUUUGAAGCAUUCUUCACCAAUAGAAGCAAAAAGAGCAAUAGACGUGUUGAAUCAUCUCAAAGAUGUGGAUGACUGUUAUCUGAAUGCUUAUAUUGCUUACAGAAUUUUGUUGACUAUAUCAGUUAUAGUUGCAACUGCCGAAAGAAGUUUCUCGAAGUUGAAAUUGAUCAAAAAUUAUCUUCGAUCAACUAUAUCACAAGAAAGAUUGAACGGGCUGGUCAUGCUAUCAAUUGAGAAGAAAAUUGUGGAAUAUCUUGAUUACUCGUGCUUAAUUGAUAUUUUUGCAUAA